Messenger RNA from Dimorphilus gyrociliatus, 4793 nucleotides. The record is from the annotation of a GenBank genome assembly. Lineage: Eukaryota; Metazoa; Annelida; Polychaeta; Dinophilidae.
AGUCUGAUUGAUUUUCUUUCGAGCUCCAGACACAGCUCACAAUACGGCGGAAAUCGGUCUGCGGACAUCUAAAAGAAUUGAAAGUUAUGAUUUCAUAAUAUGGAAUUAUUUUCACUGCUACUUAUCACCCAUCUCUUCCUACCUACUUUUUCAGGUUACCCGAAAAUUGAUGGAAACAGGGCUCGCAAUAUAGCUGAGGCAUGGGGGAAAAAGUUGGAAACUAAAUUUGACACACUGACCGCCAUACACGAUGUUAAAACGUCUUUUCUUGUGGAUGCCACUCUCGGAAAGAACAUUUUCGGAGAGAUUGAUGGAGAAAAAUUGAUAGGGCAAAUGAAGAAGAACGUGGAAGAUAUGCUGAAAAAUAAAGUGCAAGCAAUAGAAGAUUUGGUUAAGGUCGCUGAAGAGGCAUUUGCAAAUCACACUGAUGGCGAGAAUAUUGAUCGAAACUAUCCGAAGGCUAAGAAAUUAAAUGAAUCUGAAUUUGUAAUGGAAGAGAAUGAACAUUUUAAUAAUGUACAAGUCAACUUGAAUAGAAGUUCUGUCCAUGUACCAACAAACGUGUAUGAUGAAUCUGAUGAAGUUCUAAAUGGAGUAGCCUGGAGCGAAGCAUUGGAUGAGCAAUUCCGUAAAAAUUACGACAAAGAUCCAACUCUAACGUGGCAAUAUUUUGGAUCAGCCACCGGUUUUUUUAGGAAUUAUCCAGGGACUAGAUGGACCCUUUACGAAAAUAAACGGGUAGACGUCUUCGAUUGUAGACAUAGAGGAUGGUAUAUACAAGCCGCCACAUCGCCUAAGGAUGUUGUAAUCCUAGUAGACUCAAGCGGCAGCAUGACGGGAUUAAGAAUGGCAAUAGCCAAGGCAACAGUAGAAAAAAUCUUAGACACACUGAGCGAUAAUGACUUCUUCAAUGUUCUUAAGUUUGCUGAAAGACCAGAGUAUGUGGACGAGUGCUUCAACGGAACACUUAUCCAAGCAAAUGCAGAUAAUAAAAAGAAAUUAAAAGACUCAGUAAAAGAUAUAACAACUCAGAAUAUCGCUAGAUUUGAAGAUGCUCUGAUUGAAGCGUUUUCUUUAUUGUCUAAUGCAAAUCAAACGGAAAGAACCACAAACUGCAAUAAGGCGAUUAUGAUAAUAACAGACGGUGCUCCAGAGUCAUACGAAGAUGUUUUUGAUAAGUAUAAUUGGGCCCCAAAAGCUAACGUCCGGAUAUUUACGUACUUAAUAGGAAGAGAAGUUGGUGAUUCGAAACACGCAAAGUGGAUGGCAUGCGCUAAUAAGGGAUACUUUUCCCAUAUUUCAACUUUGGCGGACGUUCAAGAACACGUUCAGGAUUACGUGCACGUCCUAAGCAGACCGAUGGUAAUCAAACGUAUGAAUCAUACAAUCUGGACAAAUGUCUAUAACGAUGAAGCGCAUUUCACCGAAAAGGGUAUAAACUUAAUGACAAGCGUCGCAAAACCAGUGUUUGACAAGAGAAACCGAACAGCAUUAGAGGGUAUUCUUCUUGGUGUUAUGGGAACCGAUGUUCCCUUAAGCGAAUUCACCAGACUAACGCCUAUCCAUAAACUGGGCCCUAAUGGUUAUGCUUUUGCUAUUACAAAUAAUGGCUACGUGCUAUUCCAUCCGGAUUUCAGGCCAACCUCAAAAAAGAAUGGACAGGACAUUAUAAAACCAAAUUAUAAUAGCGUUGAUAUAGCAGAAGUAGAAUUAGAAGUUGUGCAGAGUGAAAGGAUGGCUUACGAAAAGAGCUUAGCAAUACCAAAUUACAAUAUGGAAUUAAGGAGAAAGAUGAUAAAUCGAACAGAAGGAAUGGAGAGUAUGAAUGUAACAGUUCACUUUGAUGACAUGAAACGCAUCGCUGUUAGGGAGCAAGACUACUAUUUUGCUCCUAUUGAGGACACUCCGUUUAGUUUAGCUAUUGUAUUUCCUAAGAAUUUAGGAAAAUAUAGUUUUAAUGCUACCAUGGAUCCAGAAACUUUUCCAAUAACAGACAAGGAUGAAAUGAAUCUUAGGGAAAGAGGUACCCGUUUAGCAGAUUGGAUGUACUGCAGAUUCGACAGGAAUGAGAAUAAAACGAUUUCUAAUUUAAUAAAAUAUAUGAAAUACGCUAGAAAAGGUGCUAAGAAAAGCGAGAAAGAGAAAUUUAAAGCAAGAUGUGACGUUGAGCUAAUAGGAAAGUUAAGAUACGACGCAAAUAUUACAAAAGAUUUUCCUGACAAAUGGAGAAAAGAAAAUCGAGCCGAAUCAACAAACGCUAAAGAAGCAGAAUCACUAGGCUUCCAAUACAUUUUCCUGGCAACUAGAUCUGGCUUAAUAAAAGAAAUAGUAUUAGGAAAUGAAACCCUAAGAGAUCGCUCUUUGAGCGAUGCCAAAGGAACUUUUGAAGAGGAUUAUUUUAAGAGAGCAGUCGAACACCCAAAUAAAUGGGUGCUAUCAGUACCUUAUAAAAAGAAAGAAGAGAAUAAUAAGGAAAAAAUCUAUUCUUCUGUUCUUACGGGCGUUCAAGCUAUUAUGAUAAAUGAUUCCAGUGACCAAGGAAGCAUUACAGCAGCUGUUGGUUUCCAAAUGAAAUUAGAAAAUUUCUAUGAUCUAUUAUAUAACGAUUCUGAUUGUCAAGAGUGUUCUUAUUGCGAGAAAAAUGAAACUGAAUGUUAUUUGGUAGACAGUCACGGAUAUAUUGUUUUCGCCUAUGGUGAAAAACAUUUAAUUGGCAAGUUUCUAGGAGAACACGAUGGUAGUUUGUAUAGUGCACUUACUCGAAGAAACGAAUACGAUAAAAAAGAUGAUUACAUCUACGAAGAAGUUCAAUUAUUAGAUUAUCAGGGUCUUUGUGAAAAGUUACUUCCUGGCUCUUCAAGUGCUUCUUUUCUAAUAUCCGAUCCUAUUAAAAAACUGUUUACCUCGGUCGUGUGGCUUUUACACGGCCUAGGAACAUUUAUAUUCGAGUUUGGCGUUCAAUCUAUUUGGAAUACUUGGUCGAGUAUCGAAGCUGGAAAGCUAGAAGAGGCCAUCUGUGAUCCCGAAAACCCACCAGAAACUGGUAAAAUUCUUGAGAAAAUGAGCGAUUAUUUCGGAUCGGAUUUUGCUGAAGAUUUUCAUACAAAAAUGUUGACUGCCGGAGUAGACUACGUUGAAAAGAGUGACCAACAUUGCAAAAAAGCCCUUUCUCAUAUCAGAGAAACCAAAGGAGAUAUAAUAGCAGGAAGGGAAGAGUGUAUUCAGCUAUUACCGUUAACUAGACAAGUUGGGUCAAAAAGGCGGGGAGGAAAGCUGAAACCUAUUUGCGGACCUGCUGAUGGCUGCUUAGAAUGCCUAUCUGAAGAAGAAUGUCAGGCAUGUUAUGAUGACAUGGCCACUGCUCAAGAUAAGUAUAAAGAAAAACAAAAACAAAAAAAUCUAAACUGAAGCAAAUCAGUGACCGAAAAUUUAUCAUAGUUAUAUCAAGCUUUUUAUUUGCGGAUUGAACGCUGCAUGGUGUUGGUUAAGGUUCCCAACCUCUAUUCCUGAAUAUCUUUUAAAAAAAUACAAUAAUUAUAUACAUAUAUAAAUAUAUAUAUAUAUUGUAUAUAUAUAUGUUUAUAUAUAUAUAUAUGCAUAUAAAUUAUGUAUAAAAAAUAAAGUAUAAGAGAUAUAAACUAUCUUUUUAUGCUAAUUAAAUGACAAAUACCACGCGUAUACAUAUGUAUAAAUUUACAUAUAUAUAUACCAUAUUUAUACUGUAUAUAUGCAUUGGUAUUUGUAACUUUUAGCCUAACUUGCUUAAUAGGGUAGAGAAAAGAAUUGUAUCAACUAAUAAUUACUAAUUAGCCAUUUCCUUUUCCACAUGUUUGUCACAGGUCUUAUCAUGUUGAAGAGAUACCGAGAACAAAUUUAAUGUUAGUAAUUACAAAGCCUUGCACGGGAAAACACUGCAAUUCCGAUAUACAAGUUUCUUUGAAGCCAGUGCAAAUUAAACUAAAUGACACAAUAAUGUGCCAACGAUUGCAGUACGAUAUAUACCGGAGGAGACCGGAGCAGUGCCAUCCGCAUCAUGACAGGGAGAAUUCAGAGGAAUGCGGUCGAUCCUCGGCUUUACUUCCCAGCAUUUGCACAUUAUUUGCAGCUGUCUUUUUGCCGGUCUUUUUAUUAAUUACUUAGUCAGGGGACCAGCCAACACAAUCUUGGUGCUUAACCGUUCAUACCUGAAGAAAAAGUAAUUUUUAACGUCCCUCGUUCAAAAUCAAGCCAAAAUUAAUUAAGCAAUUAACAUUAAAGGUCUAUUGCUGUAAAAUUCUCAGUAAAACUUUAAAUACUAUAUUGUCUAUGAAAAAAAAAAAACAAAAAACAAUGAAUGUCAUAGUCCUGAAUUUAUCAUCUCCCCAUGUUUAAAUAAACAAGCAUAUAUAUAUCGUCAUAACAUAAAACAUUCCUAGCCCUCCAGACCCUCUUUGCUAUGUUAUACCUUUUUGUUGUAUAUUGAAGAGGAAAACAAUCUGUGAUUUUUAAUUAUCACCAAUAAUUAAAUCUUUGUUUUCUGCGGAGUUUUAUGCAUUGUUUCUAUGUGGCCUUAUCCAUGUACACUUUUAUUUGAUCGCUGUAUAUUAUUGUUUACUGCAGUGUUACAUAAUUAUAUCGCAAUGUUAACUGAAUUAAAUGUAUUAAUAUAUGUAUAUAUAUAUAUACAAACAUUAUUGUAUAUAUGUAUAUAUGCAAUAUAUAUUUAUAAAUUUUUUGUUUCCUCGAAUUGUCUUAAUUUGUAUCCUUGAAAAAAAAACAUUCAAUGUAACUGAAAGGAAAAUAAAUAUAUACCA